Molecule: messenger RNA, 1561 nt
Organism: Pterocles gutturalis (yellow-throated sandgrouse)
Lineage: Eukaryota; Metazoa; Chordata; Aves; Pterocliformes; Pteroclidae
Gene: TMEM248
Product: transmembrane protein 248
Exons: 6
Coding region: 12-956 (314 amino acids)
Source: RefSeq, a predicted model, not a curated record
CAAUCAGAAUAAUGGUCAACAUAAACCUGUUGGAGAACCUGAAGGUUUACAUCAGCAGUCGACCGCCGCUCGUGGUCUUUAUGAUCAGUGUAAGUGCUAUGGCAAUAGCUUUUCUGACACUGGGUUAUUUCUUCAAAAUCAAGGAGAUCAAGUCACCAGAAAUGACAGAGGACUGGAAUACUUUCCUCCUGAGGUUUAAUGAUUUGGACUUCUGUAUAUCUGAGAAUGAAACCUUAAAGCAUCUCAUCAAUGAUACCACAACUCCAGAAAGUACCGUGACUAGCGGACAGGCGAGAUCUUCUACACAGUCUCCACAAACUCUUGAGGACUCUGGUCCCAUAAACAUCUCUGUUACAAUCACGUUGACGCUGGACCCACUCCGACCAUUUGGCGGAUAUUCUCGCAAUGUCACACAUCUAAGUUCCACAAUUUUUGGACACCAAAUUGGACUCUCAGGCAGAGAAUCCCACGAGGAGAUCAAUAUUACCUUCACCCUGCCGGCUGCCUGGAAUUCAGACGACUGCAUUCUCCACGGCCACUGCGAGCAGGUUGUGUUCACGACCUGCAUGACCGUGACAGCAGCCAGCAAUGUCUUUCCUGUCACAGUUCAGCCACCACAUUGUGUUCCUGAGACAUACAGCAACGCCACGCUCUGGUACAAGAUCUUUACCACAGCAAGGGACUCUAAUACAAAAUAUGCACAGGAUUAUAAUCCUUUCUGGUGUUACAAAGGAGCCAUCGGAAAAGUGUAUCAUGCUUUAAACCCCAAACUAACCGUUAUAGUUCCAGAUGAUGAUCGCUCCCUAAUAAACCUGCAUCUCAUGCAUACCAGUUACUUUCUGUUUGUGAUGGUGAUUACAAUGUUCUGCUACGCAGUUAUUAAAGGCAGACCAAGCAAACUGAGGCAAAGCAAUACAGAAUUCUGCUCUGAAAAGGUUGCUUUGUCAGAAGCGUAAUCCAUCCUCUCCUUUGACUGAGAAUGACUGAGAACCAUAAUCAUUGCCUGCUGAUCCCAGAAUGGGUCUUAACACUCUGUGAAUACAUUAUCUCGCAAUGUUGGUUUAUUCCAACCAAAGACAUUUCAAGUGCCUGUAAUUGAUUUGUACAUAUUUAUAAAAGUAUAUUCAGAAUAGGUCAGAUGAUGCACUUGUUCCGCAUUGUAGUGCGGCCGGAAACUUUCAGUCUUUACCUGUGGACAUAGCCGAAUGUUCGUGUAGAUAUGUUUAGUGAUAUGGCUACAUAUAGUCAGAGCAAGAUAUUUUUGUCUAGCUGCAUCUGGGCAGGUUAAGAUGCCUUUGCAAGUGUCUCAAACAAACCAACAGAUCUUUGGUUUUUUUUGCCCAAUGAUAUGUACAGUGUGUUUGAAACAGUAUGCACCUUUGAUAUAAUAUUGCAUUUCCAAAGCCACCAAUCUACUACAUGAAUUAAAUGUGUAUUUGUGUGGCCUCAUACUUUCUUCCAUUUGCUCCUUGCUUGCAAGAAAAGAUAUCAACAUUUUAGAUUUUUUUUUUUGAAAAAAAGAAAUACAUAUUCACAUUUUAAUAGUGCUGUAUUUAGGACA